Molecule: messenger RNA, 6311 nt
Organism: Callithrix jacchus (white-tufted-ear marmoset)
Lineage: Eukaryota; Metazoa; Chordata; Mammalia; Primates; Cebidae
Source: RefSeq, a predicted model, not a curated record
CCAGCCCGCCGCCUGGGGUAGUUGCUACUAUUGGCCCCCUGCGCCCGCCCUGCGCGCGCACCUUUCCUGGCGGAUCCCCAGUGCGCCGCGCGCUGUUUACACCGGCGUGGUACCAGUCACCCAGCCGCACCCCUCCGAGAGCGCGGAAUCGAUGACAGCCACUUCACAGGCUCACGCGCUCCCAGUGUGGGCUUGAGGGAAACGGGCACCGAUUACCAAGGGAGAGCACUCAUUACGGAAGACUCAGGGCAGCCUUUGUCUUGAGCGCUGAUACGCUCAGCCCUGAGUCAAGCUCACUGCAACUGUCUGUCCGAUUCCGGUUCCCAGCAACCGCCCUCCUGGGCGAGAAAUAUCAUUGUUCUGAGGCUAGCGGGACUGAGAGCUGGGACUUAAGACGCCAGGAGGGUCCUGCGCUCACGGAAAUGUACCCAAAAAGAACUCUGAGAGAAUAUACUCAAUUGUUCUGCUGUGAUUAAACAAGACUGCUGUAUUUUACCUGAGCUUGGCAAAGCAAGGAUAUGAACAAUUGUGCAGGUGGGCUACUCAGGGCGAGUGAAGAGAUAAGGCAUCCAAUCAGGGAUUGGCCACCUGCAGCCCUGCCAAUAUGCCCCUCCACCAGAUUUCCGUAAUCCCAGCGCGGGAGACUGCCAGCAAUGGGAGAAGUUCAAUGGGCAGAAACAAAGAGAAGAACAAGGAAGUCGAGAAUUUCAGAAAUUGAAAAGGGAUAAGAGGAAGGAGAAAAUGCUGGGCUGGUGUGAAGCGAUAGCCUGUAACCCUCACAGAAUUCCAAACAACACGCGAACACCCCAGAUCUCAGGGGAUUUGGCUGACGCCUCACAAACCUCCACGUUGAAUGAAAAAUCCCCAGGGCGAUCUGCAAGUCGAUCAAGUAACAUUUCUAAAGCAAGCAGCCCAACCACAGGGACAGCUCCCAGGAGUCAAUCAAGGUUGUCUGUCUGUCCAUCUACACAGGACAUCUGCAGAUCUGCCAUCUUGCAUGACAUGUCAGAAGAGUCAUUUGAGUAUUGCACCCCUGUCAUGGUGCUGAGCCCUGCUAGGAAGGAGUCUGGUAAGAAACCAGUAAAACAAAGACCUAGGAGGAGGAGAAAGGCCUCUGAGAGAUAUGAGCAUGCUGCAGAAGAACAAAUAAGAGGGAGAAGAAAUGACUUUCACCUCCAAAUCUCAAGCCCCAGGUGGAGGGAGCUUUACACAGAUUCUUCAGAUUCGUCUUCCUCAGAUGAGAGUCAUUGGAUUCAGGCAAAAAGAAGAGCCCAGGUUAAAUUCAGACUGUCAAGGAGAAGGAAGAGAAAUAAUAACAAGCUGUGUGAAAAUGUAGCUGGGUCUUCUACUCCUAAUGGAAUUGAGCUUGUUGAUCUGGGACCCAAAGGUAAAGAGCAACAAGAGCCAAUCGAAUGUGAGAGUUGCUCUUUAAAUCUCCGCAGAGGAAAAGGUACAAGGUACCAAGAAUGCAACACUUCUCUGACUCAAGGAUCCUCCAAAAUUAAAAGCUCCUCAAGAAAUCAUGAGAAGAGCAAAGGUAGAUAUCACCACAGAGAUCCUCAGCUCUUGCAAAGCCUUAGGAAAAAUGAAAUAAUAAAGAAGAAAUUUUCAGAAACAGAUUCCAGCACUGAAAUACUGGCCGUUACAGAAGGUGGCAAGGACAUGAAUGAUGCAGGGCUCCAGGUGAAUAACCCUGUUCAGAAGCCUCCUGCCACCUAUGACGAUGGGUCUGAUAAUUUAGAAGUAUGCAGAAUCUGUCACUGCGAAGGGGAUGAAGAGAGCCCCCUCAUCACACCCUGCCGCUGUACUGGGACACUGCGCUUUGUCCACCAGUCCUGCCUCCACCAGUGGAUAAAGAGCUCAGAUACACGCUGCUGUGAGCUCUGCAAGUAUGACUUCAUAAUGGAGACCAAGCUCAAACCCCUCCGGAAGUGGGAGAAACUACAGAUGACCACGAGUGAAAGGAGGAAAAUAUUCUGCUCUGUCACAUUCCAUGUAAUCGCGAUCACCUGUGUGGUUUGGUCUUUGUAUGUAUUAAUAGAUCGGACAGCGGAGGAAAUCAAGCAAGGCAAUGACAAUGGUGUCCUUGAAUGGCCAUUUUGGACAAAACUGGUUGUGGUAGCCAUUGGCUUCACAGGAGGUCUUGUCUUCAUGUACGUACAGUGUAAAGUCUACGUUCAGUUGUGGCGCAGGCUGAAGGCCUACAACCGUGUGAUCUUUGUACAAAAUUGCCCAGACACUGCCAAAAAACUGGAGAAGAACUUCUCAUGCAAUGUAAACACAGACAUCAAGGAUGCUGUGGUAGUGCCUGUAUCACAAACAGGUACAAAUUCACUGCCAUCUGCAGAGGGUGGCCCCCCUGAAGUUGUAUCAGUUUGAUGGAACCAGUUGGAAGUUUCUUCACAGAAGAAUAUCUUUCUAGCCCUCAGCCACUACAAAUGACAGAAGUGAUCUUGAAUUAUUUACUCCCUUCAGCUCCUCCUUUCUCCUACUGACACAUUUUUCCUGACUUUGUUUAAAGAGGAAAGACGAAAAACACACCAAAUGAUCAGGAUCCCAAGAAGUAUGGCCUAAAGUAUGAUAUGGACAUGUGAAGUUUGCUAGAGAAUGAUUUCUAAGACAAUUAAGAACUACUGGAGCAAUGAAUGCUUUUAGGCGGUAAUAAAAGAUUAAAGGGACCCAUGAUACUCUUCACAGUAACAGGGGAAAAGUUCAAGAAUACAGACUUGAAUUGCAAUGUGUAUUACUUCUAGGGCCUUGCAAUGUUAACCAUCUGUCUCAUCUGGAAAUAACAAACAUAUUUGGGUUUAAGCCUGAAAUUGUCUGCAUUAUCCUGAGGUCACACUGGGAGAGAACUUGGAGGAUGCAUAUUUUGAUAUGCUUUGACGGCUAACAGAUUUUUAUGGUAAUAGUGGAGUCUGGCUAUUUUGACCGAUGCAUGUUUUUAAAAUCGAUGCAAUAUACAUCUGAAGACAUUGAUACUUGGAAUUCUGUUUAAAUCAUGAAGAAAAGGUUUUCAGAAAAUGUUCAGAUGUAAUUAUCUCUGUUAAAUACCCACAGAAAUCAGUUAUCAGGUUGUAUAUUUUUGUCUGGUUCCUCUAAUACAGUGCUGUCCAAUAGAAACACAACAGCCACAAAUGCAAUAAGUAAAUUUUUAAUUUCCUAGUAGCCCCAUUUUAAAAACUAAAAAUAAAUGGUAAAAUGAAUUUUAAUUUUUUAAAAUUUAACACUAUACAUGUUAUUUCAACAUGUCAUCAAUGUAAAAAAAAAUUGAGACAGUAUACAUCUGUUUUUUGAACCAAGUUUUCAAAAUCUGGUUUGUACUUUAAAAGCACACGUCAACUUGAAUUAACUAUAUUGGAUAGCACAGGCCUAAAGGUAGAAACUAAGCUUCUGCUUUAACAGUUGAAAUAUUUCAAAACAGCAGUUUAAUUCACUUUUAUUUCAAAAUCUCACAAAUGUUGAUUUUUAAAAGCACUAAAUUAAGUAUCCUCAUUUUAAAGUCAGAUGAAGUUCACUUCUCUCAAGGGUAAAAACACCAACUGUAUAGAAAGAUAAAACAAUCCGCCUAUAGCAAAGUUGUGAAAUUAAUUUGUUUGCUACUAUGAAGUACUUACGAUAGGGGAAUAAAACUACCUAGUUUUGUUAUUAAAUCAAAUGUGUAAGGUUUAUUUCAUCCAUAUGAGGUGUCAACUUGACAGAUGAGUAGUUGUUAUGACUAAGAAUCUAGACCUUAUUUUUAAAAGCUGACAGGAUUUCCCUUGCUCAGUUAGAAAGCAAAAAUAUUCAGCAGAUUCUGUGAUAAGUAAUUACUUGUUUAGGUUUGACAGUUGAUUAUUGUGUUCUUUGCAUAUUCAUGUAAAACUGAUGUGUGAAUGACAUUACAGUGAGCUAGAUUCAUGAUUAUAGAUAUAGUAGCCUGUCAAAGAAAGAUGUCCUACAUUAAAAAAGGUGACUUAUUUUUGUUAGCUGUCAUUAUUUAUUAACAUGAAAAGGCAAUGAUGGCCAUAAGAACCAAAGCAUGAGUGUCCCAUUGCACAAAUCUGGGUAUCACAUGGAUGCACUUUGUAGUUAUCAAUGUGCUUUGUUCUUCACAGAUCACAGGAAAAAGGAAAAAAAACACUUAAGAGAAAGACGGUAUGAAUAUUAUUAGUAGUGGCUGACACUGAGUCCAAAUAGUCUUGAUUCUUAGAAAUAAAGAAAAGAUAAACAAUGUCAAUUUUGUGUGUGUGUAUGGCGUGUGUGUAUUCAUGUAUAUAUGCAGGAAAAUGUUAAGGCAUUCAGUCAGGAAACAAAAGGUUUAAAACUCAUCUUUCUUAAAACUUGUUAUAAGCAAAGAAAAAACAAAGUUGAGGUAACUAAACUGAACCAAAAAUUCUGCAUAAAUUUAUAAAAAAUGAUACAAGUAAUGUUUUAAAAAAUAUGUGGACUUUAAACUGUAUAUUAAAUUCCUCUUAAAUUCCCAUUUUAAAUAUUUAAGAUAAAUACAUUUAUGAAAAACAAAGCUGUGGGUGAUUUAAUCAUGGCAUCACAUCUAAGGAAUUAACCUUAAUGCAAUUUUCCUAAGCUUUUUACUAAUCCAUUUUCCCUGUGGGUUACUAAUGGCAACAUGCUGUUUGCAAACAUUCCUGGGGAAAAACAUCUAGACACCAGCAGACAAAGAAAUGUUGGUUUCUCUUUUGUUUGCUCUGAAAGUAAAAUACUUUUUUACCUUAAUUAAUAUGGAAAAUUUUGUUUAGAUUCUGUACAAACCUAAUAGGUUGCAGGGCUGAUCUCACAGUGGAAGAUGAUUGGCUAAAACAAAGCCUCAUUUAUUAAGGGCUACAUCUAACACUAAGAAAACAUUUCUAGAAUGAAAAGCAAAGAUAAAAGUAUUAUUGUACUAAUAGUAAAAGAGGACAUGAGAUUUUAAAACUAUACCUAAACUCCUGAAAUUAACUUUUGGGCUCUGACAUUGCCGAAAUGAGAAAAUAAUAUAGCUUCCUGGCAGGUUAAAAGUCAACACUUUAUUUUGCUAUUCUUCUGACUUUUUGAAACCUGAAGUUUUGAAUUUCAAGUUUUUUCAGAAGCUUUUCAGCAAUGGUUGUUUAUGGUUCAAACAUCUGAAAUAACUACUUGCAUCUAAAACCUAAUGUUAAUUAUUUUCUUUUUACAUUCUGUGUGGCAAUGGAAUAUUUGCACGUUAAAACAAUAAAACGAUUAGCUUUGUGGCAGUGCUUUCUUGUAGGCUGGCCGUACCCUUCAAAAAGAAAAACUUCGACAGAAUGCCAAUUCUGAGGCGUGUUUACCUGCUCAUGGAAAAAUAAAAUGGAAUUGAAAUAAAGAACUAAAAUUGAAGAAUGAACUUACAGUUCUGUUAAAAACCUUGGCUUUUUAGAAUCAUGAAUCAUCAGUGUUAUCAAUACCGCAAACCACAGGCAUUGACACUGUUAAUUUUUUAAAGAACUAUCUACGUACAGGAGUAAAGAUUAAAUUGUAAAAGAAAGAAAUUGCAUUUUUUUUUAAGAAGUGAAGCCCAAAAAGCAAUUAAGCUUAAGUCUGAAAACAAAAUAAAAAUGAAAAAAUCUAAAGUGAGCCCAACAACCUGAGAUACAGCAAUGUGUAAACUGAAGGAAGAUACGUAUAGACUGAAGGAGUUUUUCAAAACGCCCCAGCAUUAAAUCUCACUCUGCGCUGCUUCUGCACGUGAUAAUGGUCCCAGAGAGACGAUCUCAGUUAUAUUUUAUCUUGUUUUGCGAAAAGUCCUUGGGUACCCUUUAAAACAUCUAUUCUUUGACAGGAAAAUUAGCUCAUUAGAGCAAUGACACCAUUAAGGGAAAUGAUAAGGGUGCUGAGGAUCAGGUGGGAAGAUUCUUCCAUCUGCCCCAUAGUUUACCCUUCCUUGCCUUGAAAAUGAAUAUUCUGAAACAGAGUAGAGCUCUUAAAAGUUAUUAGUAUCAUUAUUACUAUAGUUGUUAUAUAAUACUUUAAUUAAGAAAGAUGAAAACCUUUUUUCUUUCCUGAGUCAGCCCAAUGGUGCUAUUUUACAUAUCAACACAGUUGACAGCAAUUACUGUUAUUUUGGGCUGCAGUGUUUCCUCCACAUCUAAAGAAAGCCCAUUUUGAAAUUGGAUACUGCAUUAAAACAAAGAAGGAAAAAUUAUUUUAACUGUGUGCAGUUUUUGAAAUUAGGCAUUUGUACUAUUUUGGUUUUACAUAAUUCUCUUGCAUUAACAACUUACCGUUUUGUGAAUCAAGUGUACUAAAGCAAAUUAAGAAAAAAGAAAAUAAUCACCUGUGAAAGACUUUGUAUAUUAAACAAGUGACGCAAA